Momordica charantia (bitter melon) is the source of this 942-nucleotide messenger RNA. Lineage: Eukaryota; Viridiplantae; Streptophyta; Magnoliopsida; Cucurbitales; Cucurbitaceae. The record is from RefSeq and is a predicted model, not a curated record.
CAGGAAAGUGGAGGAGACGACGAGACGAGCAUGGCAUCCGCUCUGCCACUAACGCGAUCCAUUCUCUUCACCAAUGCUUCUAAUCAUCUGCGGAGUAAUUGCCUCAGAAGCUUCACCUUCUCUGCAUCCUUCUCCUCCUCCUCACCUCUGUCUUCCGAUACCGUUUACCGUAAGAAAUGGAGACAGCCGGUGUCUUCACUCCUUGAGCUCGGUGGCGUCGUAAUUGCCAAAGAUGAUAUUGUGAGGGAUGAUCCUACGAUCAAUGUCCCAGAUAAUAUUUUCAAAACUUGGCAUGCAACUCCACAGAAGAGAUAACCAUCCACUUGGUAUUCUGAAGAAUGGGAUAUACAACUAUUUUGAUACAAAUUACUCAAAUAAGUUCGAUAAGUUUGAUGACCUCAGGCCAAUUGUUUCCGUGAUUCGUGAAGGAGGUAAGCUUCUCGAACUCAUCAAUUGUUAUUAGAGUAACUUAACAUUGAUCUCUCUCUCUCUCCAAACACGUAGUGAAUUUGAAAUGAAAGUGUGCGUGUAUGUGAGAGAGAUAUAACAUCUGAUAGGCAGUGAUUAAGUAUCGAUAUUAUUUGAAAUCUGAAUUAUACACACAUUUUGCUUUUAUAGCAUUGCUGGAAUGCUGACAACACUCAUCCAUCCUUUGUGUUCUUUAAGAGUUCCAAAACAAAUCACCAUAACUUGGCACUUCGGCCAAAAGGACAAGCCAAAAACUCAUAGGUUAAAUGUUCAGGUCUUGAUUGCUACUUAUUCAAGAUAUUAAUAAUAUCCUUUGAAUUUCCUGGCACAACAUGUCAUUAGAUGAAGUGAUAGUCUUAUGGUAUUAUUUAUUAUUUAUGUGUACGUGCAACCACAUUGUAUAAACAUGUCAACCAAGAGAAUGUGUUGUAACUGUGAUGGAAAACAUAGUAAAGAUGUUCUUGGUUUACAACA